GUCGCGAGCGCAGCUGGGCUCGAGCCACCGGAGCCAUGGCAACCGCGACGACAGGUGAGGAGGGUCUCAUCUCGUCGUAAGAAGCUAGAAUUCAAUUUUCACCGAAAAGUGCGCUUCUGUUUCUUUCUUUUCUAAGUUUAACUGCCGUUUAAUUAUUCGGCGUCAUGUCAUUUCAACGGUUUUCCUCGGUAUCCGAAGCCGAGACACGUCAGCGGCUGCUCCGUAACGUGAAGAAGGAGGUUAAGCAGAUUAUGGAGGAAGCAGUCACACGGAAGUUUGUGCAUGAAGACAGCAGUCACAUCGUCUCCUUCUGUGCUGCUGUGGAGGCGUGUAUGCUACAUGGCCUGAAGCGGAGAGCUGCCGGGUUUUUACGCAGCAACAAAGUCGCAGCUCUGUUCACUAAAGUGGGGAAGAGUUUUGCUCCGGCCGAGCAGCUCUGCCGUAAAGCUCAGGAACUGGAGCAACUGCUAGAGAGCAAAGCUCAGGUGGGCUCAUACAGUGAGACGUCUCGUAAGUUUCCUCCUCGAAUCCCCGGCCUCUCACCCCAGGCUGUUCGGCACCUGUGGAUCCGCACAGCUCUCAUCGAGAAAGUCCUCGACAAGAUCGUCCUGUACCUGGUGGAGAACAGCAGUAAGUAUUAUGAAAAGGAGGCGGUGCUCAUGGACCCGGUGGACGGCCCUAUUCUCGCCUCUCUGUUAGUGGGUCCGUGUGCACUGGAGUACACUAAGAUGAAGACGGCUGAUCAUUUCUGGACAGAUCCGUCAGCAGAUGAGUUGGUGCAGAGACACAGGAUUCACAGUGCACACUACAGACAGGACUCACCCACUAAGAGACCUGCGCUGUGUAUCCAGAAGAGACACUCCAGCAGCAGUAUUGACGAGCGUCCGUCUCCGUCUCCGUCAGCAAGAGACUAUGUGGAGUCUCUGCACCAAAACUCCAGAGCCACCCUUCUGUUUGGCAAGAACAAUGUGCUCGUACAGCCGAGAGAUGACAUGGAGGCGAUCCCAGGAUACCUGUCUCUGCACCAGACAGCAGACACCAUGGCACUGAAGUGGACACCCAAUCAGCUGAUGAACGGCUCUGUGGGCGAUCUGGAAUACGAGAGAAGUGUGUAUUGGGACUAUGCCAUGACUAUACGCCUGGAGGAGAUUGUGUAUUUGCACUGUCAUCAGCAGGUGGACAGCGGGGGCACCAUAGUUCUGGUAAACCAGGAUGGCAUCCAGAGGCCUCCUCUACGUUUCCCACAAGGUGGUCAUCUCCUGCAGUUCCUGUCCUGUUUGGAGAACGGGCUGCUGCCACACGGUCAGCUCGACCCGCCGCUGUGGUCCCAAAGAGACAAGGGUAAAGUGUUUCCAAAGCUGAAGAAAAGAGGAACUCAGGGAUCAGUGGAAUCUGUUUCAGAUAAGGAGGAGGACGAAGCCACUGAUUACGUUUUCCGCAUUUUCUUCCCCAAUAGCCAGCAUGAGCUCGCUAGCUCAGAACCGAUGGAGCAGGGAGUAAACACAUGGCAGCCAACGCAGAGGAAGUCCUCAUGUUCUCAGGCCAGUUUCUACGAUGGAGCAUCUCGAAACGGCUUCAACCAUGAGAGAGCUCCUCUGAAGCUGCUGUGUGACAACAUGAAAUAUCAGAUCAUCUCCAGAGCGUUCUAUGGCUGGUUGGCUUAUUGCCGUCACCUGUCCACAGUGCGCACACACCUCUCCGCUCUCGUCAAUCACACCAUCGUAAUGCCUGAUGUGCCGUGCAACGCAUCCAGAGGUCUCACUACACCAGUGUGGCACAAGUUCCUGCAGGACUGCAAUGCAUAUGAUGAGCAGGAGCUCUGGCGGUUGGUGUAUUUUGGAGGAAUUGAACCCUCUCUACGUAAGGAGGUCUGGCCCUUCCUGCUGGGUCACUACCAGUUUAGGAUGUCGGAGAACGAAAGGAAGGAGGUAGACGAGCAGAUACGAGCCUGCUACGAGAAGACGAUGAACGAGUGGCUGGGCUGCGAGGCCAUCGUGCGGCAAAGGGAAAAAGAGCAGCAUGCCGUGGCCUUGGCCAAGUGCUCGUCUAUGGCCAGUAUGGACGGCAACAGUGUUCCGAGCGCAGUGCAGCAUGACUCGUCCAUCAGCAACGAGUCAUCUCAGAGCUGCAGUUCAGAGAGGCAGAGAGCUGGCCUACAGAGUGACUCCAGUAGCAGUACACAGUUCUUCACUCCCCAAAGCCCCUUCCCCUGGAGUAGUUGGCUUCCCUUUGGCUUCUUUCUCCAGGUGUUUGAGUCAGUGGACGAGGUCGAUCAGAUUGAUGCCGAGCCCAAAGGCAAUGAAGUCAAACUCCUCCCCAAAGUCUCCAAUGGCUCAGACUCGGGUCAUCCCUCUUCCAGAAACUACUCUGUCACCUCAGGCAUGUCGGACUCCCCCAGCACAGAAGACAGCGGCAUGCAGGAGAUGAGCACCAAAACUUCCACCCAGGAGAGUUUUAUGCAGGAUAACAAAAAGGAUGAAUACAAAACUGAAAAGAUGGAGAAAACGGUCAUGGAGCAUGCUGGAGGUGAGAGUGAAAAGGAAGAAAAGGAAGAAAUGGAUACUGUGAAAGAAACUCUGCAACAAGUGGUGUCUAAGAAGAGCAAUGAGGUGAAGGUAGAUGAACAUACUGAAGCUGCUGAGGGUUUUGAAGGUAUUGUUCAUCAGGUGAGAAAGUACACCAAAGUAGAUGACAAAAGAAGAAAGACAGAAGUGUCAGAUGAGGCAGGAGAAACUAAAAAAGAGAAGUUUGGAUUACUAGUGUCUGUUUUAAAAGGAGAAAAAAGUGAUGAGUGUGUAGGUAGAGAGCAAAUUAAAGGUUCUGACACCAGAUACAGUCCAGGAGUUUUAAAGACUACAUUCAGUAAAAUAUUGAAUACUUCUGCCACCAUAAAGACUGAUGAAACUCAGAAAAUCCAAACAACUAAAGCAGAGCCAUCUGAGAAAGAAAAUGAUUCAAGACCAAUGUGUUAUGAAGCUCAUAGAGCAGCCGAGGCUCCCAGUCCAAGUCUGGUUAAGGGGAAAGGUCAGUCAGAGGCGGUCAGGAGGAAGGUUACGAUGCCGAGUGCUCCUGUGGUAAAGGAGAUUGUGGUUCCUGUUGUGUUUGAAGCCUUCAGCACGCGUGAGAUGAGCAAAGAGACUCCUGCCACCGACUCAGACGAGUCACCUUCAGCCAUUGAAAUGGAGGAGAUCCCCGUGGCCCGCCUGGUGGGUGUUCAGAAAGGCAGAGAGGCACUCCUGCCUGAAAUGGAGACUCUUUACCCUCAGUUUGAAUCCCAUGCUGUGACCAGUGAGAAGAACACCACUACCACUCCAGUUCCCCCCACAGGAACCACUUACUCGCAGGAGCUCUUGGACUUGUACACUCUGAACCUGCAUCGUAUCGACAAGGACGUGCAAAGGUGUGACAGGAACUACUGGUACUUCACCCCCACUAACCUAAAGAAACUUCGCAACAUCAUGUGCAGUUACAUCUGGCAGCAUCUUGAGAUCGGCUACGUGCAGGGGAUGUGUGACCUUCUGGCUCCUCUGCUGGUCAUUCUCGAUGACGAGGCUCUGGCCUUUAGCUGUUUCACCGAACUGAUGAAGAGAAUGAAUCAGAACUUUCCUCAUGGUGGUGCGAUGGAUGCUCACUUUGCCAACAUGAGAUCCCUCAUUCAGAUCCUGGACUCAGAGCUCUUUGAGCUAAUGCACCAGAACGGUGACUAUACCCACUUCUACUUCUGCUACCGCUGGUUCCUCCUGGACUUUAAACGAGAGCUGGUGUAUGAUGACGUGUUUGCAGUGUGGGAGAGCAUUUGGGCAGCUAAGCAAGUGUCCUCUAGCCAGUUUGUCCUGUUCAUUGCCCUAGCCCUCGUUGAGAUCUACAGAGACAUCAUUCUGGAGAACAACAUGGACUUCACCGACAUCAUCAAAUUUUUCAAUGAAAUGGCCGAACAUCAUAACGUUAAGCAAAUCCUGGAGCUGGCUCGAGAGCUUGUUUGCAAAGUGCAGAUGCUCAUUGAAAACAAGUAAUGCUGAAUAAACCCCCCCUCGAUUGUCUCCAUGCAAAAGUGUGCCAUUAGAGUUUGCUGCAUUAAGCCCAACAGGAAAACAGCCGAGAGAACCUCCGAAUAACUGUAGUUCUCUUUAUAAAGCCGAUGCUGCAAUUCUGUUCGUUCAUCUUUAACAAACACUUUAUCCUGGUCUGGGCCAGAAGAUGGAGUCUAUCCUAGGAACGCUGGGCACAAAAGGUGCAUAAACCUGUGGCACUAUACACACACAUUCACACCUGGGGGGCAAUUUAGCAGAGUCUGUGUACAUACCUGCAUCUAGGUGAAACACAUAAAUUCCAAAGGAAAGCCAUGUGGACGCAGGCAAAACUACACACACGAUCUCACACACACACACACACACACACACACACACACACACACACAUGCACACAGCUCAGGAUCAGUCUGGAGACCCUGAAGCUGUGAGCCCACAAUUCUACCCACUGCACCAUUGGUGUCUUUUACAUUCCAGUGUAUUAAUCUAACGGAAAUGAGAGAUAGCAUUUAAAGACCCGACACUUCCAGGCAUCAGUUACACUCCACGAGUCACACAUUCCAAGUCAGUAAAGUUUUUAUCCUCUUCUGGUCAGUGGGUUUAUAUAAACCCAGCUGCAUGUCUGUUUCCAGCUUGUGUGUAUGUUCAGUAACAUGGCAUUAUAUUGAUAUUUAUGUAGGUUGCUGCUUUUUCAAGGUUCUGUGUGAUUCUCGGACGAGUUUCUACAAGCUGAGCACCUCAUAUUUUAACACCGUCUCAACACUGUGUUACAGAAACGUGUUCUCAUUCAGAUCUCCUUCCAGCCAGAUCAGUACUUUCAGUAGUGAUGAAAUCUAGCGCUGCAUUUUAUUACAUGCAGGUUUGUGUGCAAUGUUGUGAAACAUUUUUCAGAAUCAUGUUCUUUAGCACACUGCAGCAGAUAUUUCAUCUAUUUUUAAUGUAGGGCAUCAGUUAUCUACAGUGCCUUGCACAAGUAUUUACCCCCAAUUAAGGGCUGCAAAAUCAGUACUGUUGUCACCUCGGUUCACGUGAACCCUAUAAGUUUGUUCUAGUGCAGCCAUUUACCACCGUUUUAGUUGAACGAAGUUGAAUUGCCUGCAGAUCAAAAGUGUCAUGUGACCUCAAUAUAUCUAAAGAAAAUAUGUCAUUAGCAAUCAAAUCAUUUUGUGACGAGAGAUUAAAUCUCUGGGUAGAUGAAGCCCUCCAAUUCGUCAAAUAAGCAAACAAGAGCAUGAUGCUACCACAAUCAUGUUUCAGUGUUUCUUUAUAUUUAUUCUUGCUAAUCAUUUUGCAAACUCUAUUGCCUAUUUCCCCUCACCUCAAUAUUAUAGGUUAUUUUGUGUUGGUCUAUAACGUUUAAUCCCCAUUAAAUCUAGUCCAGUUUUACAUUACAGUGUGUGUGAAUACUUGCGCAAGGUUCUGCAUGUCCACUUCCAUGGGUUUCACUUUACUGUGACUGUAACAAAAAAAAAAAAGAAAACGGCUUAUUUGUGCAUAAGGACAAAUCUAUAUUCUAUAUUUAUUAUAUAGAGAGAUAUUAAUAUAUUAUGAACCAUGAUGUUAGAGAUUGUGUUUUUGUUCUGAAUGGAAAUAUGCUAAAGCAGAGAAACUAUAUUCAAAAGUCGUCUUAUUUAUUUUUGCAUUCUAAAGUAAACUUACCAUUUACAGUGUGGCCUUAACUGUGUUUCUGCUAGUCUGUAUGCUCCAUUGGUGCUGUUUGAGUCCACGUUUAGGGCAACAAUUUUACACCAGCCCUCUGCCUUUUAUCAGUUCAGGACCUGGAUCACAAAGAAACGCCUGUCAGGGUCAGAGUUUCAGAAGUCUGUAUCCAUUAUGCUGUGAGUUUUGUCCAGAUAGUGGACUUAUAAAAAAUAAAACUACCAAAGUACUUUUAGUUCAAUAAUGUUAUCAGACAAAAUCCUUCAAAUAUAUCAGCAGGAAUAUGUUGUUACUGCAGGGUGAGUUGUAGUAAAUCGUUUUCCUGGCCAUGUCCCUGGACCUGAACAGAAUCCAAACUAAAAUCUUAUAGAUUAUUUUGACCAGUGCAGUAUGUCCAGUGUAUUUCAUCAACUGUUCCUUAAAGCAGUGUGUUCGCCUGAAGAUUCUUCUCCUCUAUGAACUUUGCGCUUUGUCAUGUUGCUUUGGAUAUCAGUGGAAAAUUUGUGAAAGCUAGCUAAAGAAAUGUAUUAUUUGUAUGUCUUGCUUUUUAGCUGUUUAUUUAUUUAUUUAUUUUCGGUCUCAAUGCAAUCAAUUUUGUCUUGGCUUUUGUUUGUAGCACUCGCACUUGUACAAUUGUGGUUUAUGAUUAAACGAUAUAUCUGCCUCUAAA
Molecule: messenger RNA, 6357 nt
Organism: Tachysurus vachellii
Lineage: Eukaryota; Metazoa; Chordata; Actinopteri; Siluriformes; Bagridae
Gene: sgsm1a
Product: small G protein signaling modulator 1a
Exons: 24
Coding region: 165-4013 (1282 amino acids)
Biological process (GO): activation of GTPase activity
Molecular function (GO): GTPase activator activity
Source: RefSeq, a predicted model, not a curated record